CGGAGCUCCAGCACUAAACCAGUAGGAAUAUUUGCGCAAAUGAUACUGAACUCCCUUCUCCACCGCAAACACGCGAAGGUGAAUGCCGAGAAGAGCAGAGGAGAUCUCAGAAGACAGAGAGGAGAAAUGCUUGCAAGCUGGGCAUUUUGAUGUAGGGUACAGCCCCCUGGAUGCUUCAGCACAGGUUGUACUCUAAAGGGAUUAUGCCCACUGUCCCACAAUGCUGCUACCCUCAGGUUGGCUGCUUAGACACUCUGUGGUCAUGUGGUUGCUGUUUCACAGCUUAGUGCUGAUGACACUGUGUUUCCACCAUGCUGCAACUUCCUGCUCCAAACGCUGUUACUGUUCAGACAGCGAGGGCUCAUUUGGUGGUAAGACUAUGCGCUGCAGCAACCUGCAACUUACUGAGAUCCCUCAGGACAUUCCCAAUGACACACGACGCCUUUACCUGGACUACAACCUCUUGACCAGCAUCCCUGCCAAUGCCUUUCAUGAUCUUCCAUUGCUAGCUGAACUGGAUCUUUCCCAUAAUGAGCUGGCUUUGCUUGAACCUGGAGCCUUCAGAGGCUUGGCAGCCUCUUUACAGUUUUUGGAUCUCUCGUCCAACCAGCUCACAACGCUGGAUCCAGAUGCCUUUGAAGGUGUUAGAGCAAGAUCCAAUCUCACUGGAAACCCCUGGCACUGUGACUGCAGGCUGCAGACAGCCCUUCCACGCCUAGACCUAGAGCCUGUGUCUUUGACUGGCAUUAUCUGUCAGACAUCUGAACCCUCUGACUCUGGAGCCAAAGGCGUGCCUUUCCUGCUGGCCAAAGACCUGGACCUGUGUGUGGUGCUCAAAAAGACCACGGACGUGGCCAUGUUGGUGACCAUGUUUGGAUGGUUCACCAUGGUCAUCUCCUACUUGGUCUACUAUGUGAGACACAAUCAGGAAGAUGCCAGGCGCCACCUGGAGUAUCUCAAGUCUCUGCCCAGCAGGCAGGGCAAGUCUGAGGAGUCUUCCACCAUCAGCACUGUGGUAUAGUGCCAGGCCAAGUGCUCAUGACAUGUGGAGGAAGCUUCUCAGGCUGCCAAAAGGCAAUGGGCACACUGGACAAUAGGCUACCUUUCUCUAAAGUUUUUAAAAUGAUCAGUUGAUUAAACUCAUAACAAAACAGAGAAUAACGGCUGUGUAUCCCUUGAAUCAUUGACCACUCACUUCACUCAGGAUUGAUCAGUACCCUCCCAAUGAACCCCGAAGAACUUCUGACAUAGGAUGCUUUGUGGUCAGUGGAGUGCAAUGUUCACAACAGGGAAAUGUGAAACAUAUCAUGCUAAAACCAUCCACAGACACGUGCAUGGACAGAGAUGACUGGAGACUGAAGGAGGGAAAUCACAGGGGCCAUCUAAUCCAAUUCAGAUGAAUAAUUGAUUCAGAAAUGGCCGAGCUUGAGGCUCAUCUUGACUAAGAGGUUUGUCUGCUCUGCAUGCUUUUAAAGGAGGUGUUUUUUCAUUCAGUGUUUCUUUUUUCAGUCAGAUCCCCAUUUAGCAGGCAUCACACGGAGCGUAAAGCACUCAUCCUACUGGGUAUUUACAAAAAGUACUGGUGUUGUCCCUGCAGGCAACAUCAAAAUUUUACAGAGCAACACAUUCUUGCACGCAUCAAUGAUUUUUCAGGUGUCUCAGUAAACAUGGUAUACAAACUGUGCAAAAGUCAAAAGCACUGUAGUUUGCUUUGAUACUCAGUGGUUAGGUUUUUAAGGGAGCACAGAAAAUGGUUAGUUAUUUUUUUCAUGAACACUGCAGCGUUAAUGACGCUGUGACUUAAAAGAAAUAAACAGGUUAGCUUGUUAUUUUUGUGAUCAGUCACUGUAAGAUAAAUCACUGUUGUCGUUUCUAGGGAAAACACCCUGAGACACUUAAAAAAAAUGCUUUAAAAUGUUUCAAAACCUUUAUGUUUAAAGAUAAUGAGAUGAUGUUGACCACCACAUAGUGUGUUUGCCCUGUUAGAACAGAUCCUUGGUAUGUCACAUCCAAUGCCGUGUGAUUGUUCAGUUUCUUAUAUGAGUGCCAGAAGGAAUAAUUCAGAAUGUCUGCCAAGAUAAAUCAUAAGUUGAAAACCACCUGAAUGUUCUGUCUGUGUGAUUUAAUAUCUUCAAAGAUUUACAAGUCAAAUCUGUAAAUGAAGAAAAUAGCAUUUUAUUAAUUCUUUACAAAAGGCAGUAAAGGACAUUAUGGAAUUUAUUAGAAAAGUGCACUCUGUUCCAAAAACCUAAUGAGCUGCCUAGCAAGACAUUUUAAUGUAUCAUAGGCACUCCUGACAGGAAAUCUGUUCCAAGUGAUAGGCAGGCAUAAUUUUGCUGGCAUCUGACUAUAUAGAUGGUAGAUAACAAGGCAGCUCACUAGGUAAUGACUGUUGUCCAGAUGUGGCUGUAAAUUGGUUCAGAAGCACUAGGUUUCUAUAUUAAUAAAGAAUGAAAGAAAACACUUUACAAUAUGGUUCUAAACAUUAACAUUAAUGCAUUAUAUAUCAUGAGCCAACAGUGAACAGUCAUUUUUUACAGCAUUUAUUUAUUUUUAUGCCAGUGUUAAUUUAUAAAUAUACAAUGUUACAUUUAGUGAAAAUAAAAAACAGUUUUUAAGUGUUUUAAAUGUUUUUUCAUGCUUUCAGCUAUUGUGGAAGCUAACCUUAAUGUAUACAAUCUUAUUGUAAAGUGUUAAGUGAAAUACAUUAUUAUUUGCUGAUCAAGCAUAUGUUGGAUCUUCUGCUUCAGUGUAAGCAACAGAAAAUGUAUGCAUUAUGUGGUUAGCUUGAAAGUGUUAUCUGCAUUAGAGUGCCAACAUGGCAUUGUUUUUUUUUUUAGGUGAUUGCAGGGUGCAUUCAUCCUAUUGAUCCAAACAUUAUUCAAGAAUUCUAUAAA
Labeo rohita (rohu) is the source of this 2897-nucleotide messenger RNA. RefSeq names its product leucine rich repeat containing 3Ca (gene lrrc3ca). Gene Ontology annotation, cellular component: plasma membrane. The coding region runs from base 221 to 1021 and encodes 266 amino acids. Gene Ontology annotation, molecular function: protein binding. The transcript is spliced from 2 exons. The record is from RefSeq and is a predicted model, not a curated record. NCBI's taxonomy places the organism in Eukaryota, Metazoa, Chordata, Actinopteri, Cypriniformes, Cyprinidae.